This is a messenger RNA of Ipomoea triloba (trilobed morning glory), 2323 nucleotides long. RefSeq names its product beta-glucosidase BoGH3B-like. Gene Ontology annotation, biological process: glucan catabolic process. Gene Ontology annotation, molecular function: beta-glucosidase activity. Bases 184 to 2025 code for a protein of 613 amino acids. The transcript has 9 exons. NCBI's taxonomy places the organism in Eukaryota, Viridiplantae, Streptophyta, Magnoliopsida, Solanales, Convolvulaceae. The record is from RefSeq and is a predicted model, not a curated record.
CACCGAUUCGAAUCAAUCAUUGUCUUCCCGCUUUAUCACUAGAGCGAUGAGCACACUGCAAAGUCUACUGUCAUUUUGCAGGUAAAACUGCCAGAAAUCGGAAUCAGAACUCCGUUCCGAAUAUUUCACGGCAUAAAGUCUAAGCUCACUGUAACUCCGGCAGUUAGGGUUGGACGGCGGAGAAUGGCAGAGAAGAUCGAAUCUGCCGGCUGCGUUUACAGGGAUCCAAAUGCUCCGGUGGAGGACAGAGUCAAGGACCUGUUGUCGCGCAUGAAUCUGAAGGAGAAAAUCGGCCAAAUGAUUCAGAUCGAUCGCGCCGUCGCCACUCCCUCCGCCAUAACUGAUUAUUUCCUUGGAAGUAUUUUGAGUGGAGGCGGGAGUAAACCGUCUGAUAAUGCUGCAUCCGAGGAAUGGGCGGAUAUGAUUGAUGGAUUCCAGAAGGCGGCGCUGGAGACCCGGCUCGGUAUUCCGAUCAUCUACGGAAUUGAUGCGAUUCAUGGGAACAACAAUGUCUAUGGUGCCACUGUUUUUCCCCACUUUAUUGGGCUCGGAGCUACUAGAGAUGCAGAUCUAGUGAAGAGAAUAGGGGUUGUGACUGCUCUUGAAGUUAGGGCCAGUGGAGCCCAAUAUGAUUUUGCUCCUUGUGUAGCUGUCAGUAAAGACCCUAGAUGGGGAAGAUGCUAUGAGAGUUUCAGUGAAGACACUGAAGUCGUUAGAAAAUUGAGCUGUCUUGUGACGGGCUUGCAAGGCCAACCACCAGAAGGACAUCCAAGUGGUUACCCUUAUGUUGGUGGAAGAAACAAUGUUGCUGCAUGUGCCAAGCAUUUUGUAGGUGAUGGAGGGACUUUGAAAGGCAUAAAUGAAGGAAAUACUACAAUAUCUUAUGAUGAUUUAAUCAAUGUUCAUAUGGCACCAUAUCUAGAUUGCUUGGCACAAGGAGUUUGUACUGUUAUGGCUUCCUACUCCAGCUGGAAUGGAAAGAAAAUGCAUACAAACUACCAUUUUCUAACAGAGAUUUUGAAGAAUAAGUUUGGAUUCAAGGGUUUUGUGAUUACAGACUGGGAAGGAAUUGACCGGAUAAGCGACCCCCCUGGCUCAAAUUAUCGUGAAUGCGUCAUGUUGGGUAUAAAUGCUGGAAUAGAUAUGGUGAUGGUGCCUUUUAAAUUUGAGAUACUUUGGAAUGACUUGCUAUCUUUGGCAGAAUCUGGGGAGAUACCGAUGGCCAGGAUUGAUGAUGCCGUUGAAAGGAUCCUUAGAGUCAAAUUCAUUACAGGAGUAUUUGACCAUCCAUUUACAGAUAGAUCUUUAUUAGAUAUGGUUGGUUGUAAGGCACAUAGAGAGCUAGCACGUGAAGCUGUACGCAAGUCCUUAGUUUUACUAAAGAAUGGGAAGGAUAGUGAGAAACCAUUUCUUCCUUUAGACAGGAAUGCCAAGAAGAUCCUUGUUGCAGGAACCCACGCUGAUGAUCUUGGUUACCAGUGUGGAGGCUGGACAUCAACUUGGUUGGGAACUGGCGGCAGAAUCACAAUUGGUAAGCUAUUCAUAGGCACAACCAUUUUGGAUGCACUAAAAGAAGUGAUGGGAGACAAAACAGAAAUAAUCUUUGAGCCAACUCCUUCAGAAGAAACCUUUAGUGGUCAAGACUUCUCAUAUGCCAUUGUGGCUGUUGGAGAGACUCCAUAUGCAGAAACUGCCGGUGAUGACCCAGAACUCAAAAUCCCAUUGAAUGGAUCUGACAUUGUUCGGUUAGUUGCUGACAAAGUUCCCACGGUAAUGAUUCUGAUCUCUGGAAGGCCAAUGGUUAUAGAACCAACGCUCUUGGAUAAGAUAGAGUCUCUAGUUGCUGCUUGGUUGCCGGGAACUGAGGGAAGAGGUAUCACUGAUCUUCUCUUUGGUGACUAUCCAUUCCAUGGAAAACUACCAGUGACAUGGUUUAAAAGUAUAGAUCAACUGCCAAUGCAUGCUCAGAAGAACUCAUCGGACCCAUUAUUUCCUUUUGGUUUCGGGCUUACAACAACCAAAUAAUUAAAAUAUUAACAUGGGAUUCUCUAAAUAAUCUAUGUACUUAAAUGACCAAUGCAGACACCAGUACUCUCAUUCUUCCAUGGUUGCAAGUUUCAACUGCAUUCCUUGUUAUCUGAUGCAGAAACAUUCUUCAUUAAUUCUCCCUAUUCAUAAUGUUUGAAAAUAAUGAGGAUAGGAUUGUUGUAUUCUUGGUAUGAAGCUUGGACACCAGAACUGUACUCUGUCAAGACUGGGAGGGUCUCCCUUUAAUUUAUUGUCUUUCUGAUAUUAGUUGUUUGAAUAAAGCCAUUGUUCCAUA